Molecule: messenger RNA, 3297 nt
Organism: Vitrella brassicaformis
Lineage: Eukaryota; Vitrellaceae
Source: the annotation of a GenBank genome assembly
CGACAGAAUCAGGUGUCCGUCUGUCUGUGAUGGUGUUGCUCUACAACGGAGUCGACGACAGUCAGGUGCACACGCCGACACACACUCAUUCCCACGUUCUGUGCUUGUGUUUGUUGCGCGUAGCUCACCACAGGAGAGAUCAGGUCAGCAAACGCACUUGCACAAGAAGGAGGACGAUGCACUUGUCGAUUCAUCGUGUGGCGUGUUGCCUGUGUGUGUGCCCACAAGGCAUACCUGACAGAAGAGCAGAGGCGCAUCAAGGUCUUGCAGCAGUACCUCGUCAGCGAGUACGCAAAGCUGCACAGCCGCUCACUCGUACUCAUCGAGUGUGUGUGUGUGUGUCAGGGGUGUCCGUGAUCCCAGUGACUUCCCAGUGGUGCCUCCAGUUCAUGUGAAGGAGUGGGAGCAACGGCAGCAGCAGCAGCAGCUCGAGCCUCCCACGCCGGCCGAUGACGCAUACCAAUACAAUGACCGGGGUAAGGGUGGCGUGCAUGCUUCUUGCCUUAUCGUGUGCGCAUUCGCCUGCGCCCGUAUGUGUGUGUGUGUGUGUGCAGGUGAGAGCCCUCAGGCUCUCACCUGCAGCGAGGGAGGGAGUCCCACCUCGGCAGAACAGAAAUUGGGUAGGUAGUGCACUGACAGACACGCCGAUACGAUACACACAUUCAUACUCGCUCGGUCUAUGGCUGCGUGCGUGGCGUGUUGCAGCGCCCUCUCCCCAGCUAUACGACGACGACAGCAGCAAUGUAGAGGCGAUGCCGCCCAUCCACACCCCCACAACCGCCAUGGACUCGCCGCCGUCGACAUCUGCCUGGCCGCACGGUCCGCCCAAACUCAUACCAUCGUGCAGGUUUAUGUAGUUGCAUUCUACUCUCUGUGUGUGUGCAGGCAAUCGCGGCUCUCAUGCACGAGUUCGCAUGAUGGCGAAAGAACAGGCAUGUGUUGUCUGUGGUGCGGCUAUCUACCUUCAUGUGACGUCUAUGUGCGUGUGUGUGUGCGCAGGGGGCCCAGCUGCUCGGAGCAUUCGUGAAAGCCGCCGGGACAUACGAGGACGUGCGUCUGUGUGUGGGCACCGGAUGCACGUAACCCCCAGUGACUUGCACGUUGUUGUGUGUUGACCUGAUCAGUUCCUCAAGCAAGUGCAAGACGUCACCAUGACACAUCAGGUACCUUACACGCCUACCAACACGACACACAUACACACAUGAAGGGGUAUACACACGCUGCACACGCGUUUCUGUGUGUGUCUGCAGGUGGAUGAGCUCCUGACGGAAAAGUGCAGCGAGUGGCGGUCGCUGUCGAGAGGUGAGCUCACUUGCACACGCACACGCACACGCACACUCGUACAUCAUCCAUACGUACGUGCGGGCCGCGUGCGUCUUUCGUUUCGUUUGUUCUUCAGUAUCCCAGCUGCGCGAGGCGUACAAGGAGCUGACCAAGCGCCUCUAUUGCGUUAGUGGCCAUACACACAUGAGAAGUGGCUCUAUGCGACGCGACACGUGAGUGUGUGUGUGUGUGUCAGCGGGCCCCCGGCAGCUGCCGCAAGCUCGAGCACAGUGACCUGCAGACCGCCAAACACUCGAGUACGGCUUUCGCACACGAUUUGCUGAUUGAAUGCCUUUACGUGCUUGUCUGUGUCCAUAUCCACAUCCGCCUGUGUGCAGAGGACGGCCCCCGGUGCGACUUCGACAACUCUUUCAUUCGCUUCUUGCGCGACUUCUUUAUCGCCAACUAUGUCAAGGUAUCUCCGCAGACACACACACAUGAGUCCCUCUGCACGUCAAUGCAUUCAUUAACGCAGAUUGGCGCCCUCACUGUGGACAAUUCGCGGCACUCUGCUGUGGAUCAGCUGACCAUCAAAGUCGACGAGACGCCCCUACUCGACGAACACCGUAUGGCACAUGUCACAGGCAGACAAACACGAUCACCGAACAGGUGUGUGUUUCUUCACCUGGUGCAUUCGUUCAUGACACGCAGAUCGUCUGGGUCAGAAGGAUGGCGGUCUCAACUGGGCGUGGAAGGCCACCAUGAAGCAGGGCAAGUGCACGCAGGUGCGCACCACACACGUGUCCAUGUGCGUGGGUGGGUGAGGAUAUCACUUCUCCCCAUCUUUCUCUGCGUGUGCAGGUCUUUUUCAUGAUGACCUACUGGCCACACGACAUGCUGCAGGCAACCACCACCACCACCACCACCACGAUGACAAAUACACACGUGUGCAUCCAUCCAUAUGCACAUCCUUGUGUGUGCAGGCUGUGUGCGACAAGUUCGCCGAGGUGGUCAACGACUUCAUCAGCAAGAAAGGGCGCCUCAAAGAACCACCCAGGUGAGCGAGGCACCCACACCCACACCCACACAUGUGUACGUGUCUGCUUUGUAUGGUUGUCAGGGUGUGGAACAACCUGAGGACGCCUCUAUAUCUUGCCUUCACCUCGCCCACACUCAGGAGCUGGGACACACUGGUACGCUACGCUCACAGACACCAACACCCACCCUAUGAUAUGCGCAUGCAUUAGUCACAAGUCCGUUCGUUCGUUCGUUCAUCUGGGUGUGGUGUGUGUAUGCAGCAAGUGUGGGCGUCUUGCAACCGGCCUUCAGGCCCGCACUACGACUUCAGAGGCCACGAGCCUCCCCCUCAGAGCAGCCGAGACCACGCCAGCAGGCCGAGCAAUCGCGGCGGCGGCGGAUACAACUGCUGACACAGACAAGGUGAAAGACUCCUCUUGUGUCGUGUGUCGGGUGUGCUUCCUACCUCCAACUUGGAGUCCUGUUUGGCUUCGAAAACCCAGUUGUCGAGUAAGAGUUGGGCUACGUGCUCGGCGCUGUCGUCAUCAGGGAUGCCGAUGCUGGCCUUGAGAAAGAUCCACAUGGCCUCGGACACACCCUUAUGCUGCUACAUGUCUGUGCUGUGUUGUGUGUCAGUGUGGUGGUCGUGGUGGCGGUCGUGGUGGCCGAGGCAGACAGAGCGGAAACAACAGCGGCAUCUUCUGAGCGACAGAUACGUGAUACAUGUGCGUUUAAUCGAUCAAUUCGCCGUAUGAGAGGUCUUUUUUUUCUGUGUGUCUCCGUGUCUGCUGGGCUGUGAGCGAGACAUGGAGAGGUUUCUGUCCGCACAUUUGAGAGACACAUUUGAGCAGGAAAGCGCUGCCAUGGUCCGUGACGGAUGGAUGACAGGUGGAUCGCCGUGACGCGCUGAGGGCCUUGUAGGUGCGUGCUGGCAGUGUCGUGUGCCUGUUUUGCUGACUGAAGUACAUGCGGAUUCAGCUGUGAAUGGUUCGUGCAUGCCUGUGCCUUCCAUCUCUG